This is a messenger RNA of Fonsecaea multimorphosa CBS 102226, 795 nucleotides long. RefSeq lists its product as uncharacterized. The coding region runs from base 1 to 795 and encodes 264 amino acids. The record is from RefSeq and is a predicted model, not a curated record. The transcript has 3 exons. Lineage: Eukaryota; Fungi; Ascomycota; Eurotiomycetes; Chaetothyriales; Herpotrichiellaceae.
AUGGCUCAAGACGGAUCAAGCGACCCGAAGAGCUAUGUGCUCUAUUAUAAUCCCUUUUCGAUCUGCUCGCUGAUGGUGCUGCAUACCAUUGAGACGCGAGGCUCAGCGAAAGAUUCUGCUUCCGAGAUGGCCAUUGUGCCGGAAGUGAUAGAUAUCUUUCACGAGGGCCAGCUGAGUGAGCAUUACCUUUGUGACAUCAAUCCAGAGGGCCAGGUUCCCGUCCUCUACAGCCCAGCUCUCCUGAAAAAGCCAAUUGCUGAUAGUCUGGAAAUCACCGAAUACAUGGCGGAGAGGUAUCCAAGUCUGAUUCCGAAGGAGCACGAACAGCUCAUCCGGCGUCUCCUUGUCGACUUGCAUGCCCUAAACUUCUUUUCUUUAUCCUUCCCCGGGCGGCCGACGGUGGCCGCAGGUAUGAAGGCUGCCGUCGUUCGACGUCUGCAGAUGCCUGGGAUCUCCGAGCGUUAUCGAGAGGCCCUGAAGUUUAAACUCACCGUUCUUGACAGGGACAAAAUUGGCGGCAUCGUGCCGGAAGUCGUCCAGGACAUGGUUACACGAGCAAAGAACUUCUUAGCUGAAGUGGAAUCCAUGGUUCCUGAUGCCCCUUGUAUCUGGCUGUUCGGAGAUGCUCCCACCGCUUUCGACGCCCAUCUCGUUGUUUUCCUUGCGCGCAUGAAAGAUGUCAAACGCGACAACUUGUUCCCGCCAAAGGUGGCGAGGUUUGCAGAGCGAGCCUUUGAGACUCCAGCCUGGAAAGCAGUCAUACAAGACAGAAAGACGAUGGUGGGUGAGUAUUAG